UUUGCUUUACCUCCUCGGAUGCAGCUCGAGUUUUAGGAAUGUGUGUCAGAGUUCGGAAGAAUAAGUCGUCUUUCUGUUGCUGUCCUGUCCUCAGAUAGACGGCUGUCUGGGACCAGAGGCUCGGUUUGCACCGCCGUCAGAACCUGAAGGAACACGCUGGCUCCGGUUCCGGUCUUUACUUGGCGCCGUUUAGAACUAACAGGGCUGUUUGGGGUUCGUUUCUGUUGCUUCUCUAUAGUGUAAAACAGAAGGACCUUAUGAGGGUCUCCAUGUGAUGGAAUGAUGCCAGCCCAGGACGGUGUUGGGAGCGACUGCAGCCCUGGAGGCUGAUGACCCCGCCCCAUUGGCCAGCCAGGAUGCACAUAGCCUCGGUGGGCGUCAGUAAGUCCUGCUUUCUGUUCUCUCUUGCUCUCUGCUCCCUCCUGCUGCUGCUCAUCCCGGCCCUCAAGUCGCCCCCCCGCCAGCUGGAGCCGCCUCAGCCCCGACCCCACGCUAAGUCUGUCUCAGCAGAGCAGACUCACCAUGACGACCUACCAGCAGGUACCGCCAGCGCUGGCGGUACCGACAUGGCCACAGGGCUCAGUAGGAGUUCAGAGGUCAUAGGAGCAGCUGCUAGAACUGACGUUCACUCUCCCAAGAGAACUGUGGAAUCAGGGCCUAGGAAUACUGACCAGCUGGAGCUGAAGGACAUUUUCAUCGCAGUGAAGACCACCAGGAAGUACCACAGGUCCAGACUGAAGCUGCUGAUCCAGACCUGGGUGUCCCAAGCCAAGGAACAGACCUACUUCUUCACUGAUGGUGACGACAGGGAGCUGCAGCUGAAGACAGGAACUAACAUCAUCAACACCAACUGCUCAGCUGCUCACAACCGACAGGCUCUGUGCUGCAAGAUGUCUGUGGAGUACGAUAAAUUCAUCGAGUCCCAGAAGAAGUGGUUCUGCCAUGUGGAUGAUGAUAACUAUGUGAUCCUGCCCAGUCUGCUGCGACUGCUGUCCUCAUACCAUCACAGCCAGGACAUCUACCUGGGCCGGCCCAGUCUGGACCAUCCCAUAGAGGCUGCAGAGAGGGUGAAGAGCGACGGAACGGUGUCUGUGAAGUUCUGGUUCGCCACAGGGGGAGCGGGGUUCUGCAUCAGUCGAGGUCUGGCUCUGAAAAUGAGCCCCUGGGCCAGUUUGGGGAACUUCAUCACCACGGCAGAAAAGAUCCGCCUCCCAGAUGACUGCACCAUCGGCUACAUCAUCGAAGCGCUGCUGGAGGUCACACUCACUCACACACACCUGUUCCACUCUCACCUGGAGAACCUGCAGAAGCUGCCCGUUCCCACCGUGCUCCAGCAGGUCACUCUGAGUUAUGGAGGCUUUGAGAACAGAAGAAACGUGGUCAGCAUCGUUGGGGGCUUUUCUCUGACUGAAGACCCCACCAGGUUUAAGACGGUCCACUGCCUUCUGUACCCAGACACUGAGUGGUGUCCAAAGUUAACACCUGGACACACAAACUGAACAUCCUGGAAACAACUCAGCCCAAGUGUUUCAGCAAUAAUUCAAUAUGUCAAAAAUAACUUCCCUGUUCCUGGACUGAUGUCAUGUCAGUGAGGAGAUGGUCCAUCCGCUGUAUUCCUCCUGAUCCGGGAUCCUGGGGACAGCACCCUCAGUAGCCUUCCCCCCCUGCAGCCCCCUGGUCCAGCUCCGCCUGAGGAAUCCCAUGGCGUUCCCAGGCCAGCAGAGAAAUGUAUUCCCAUACCCUGACCUGGGUCUGGUCCAGAGGGACAUGAACACCUCCAGGAGGAAUCCUGACCAGCCAGCUCACCUGGCUCCUGUCUGCUGCUUGUGGACAGUUAGUUAUCUGCUGUUGUUUUGGGUCCACCCUGGUACUAUAGUAGGUACAUAUUUUUAUGCCAUUUUUUCAUAAUUAAGUCAGAUUUUCUGACUAAAUGUUAUAAUCACCUGAUGUCUGUUGCCAAAGCAACCCUUCAACCAGCAGCAGUGUUAACUCGGGGAACCUAAACACCCAAAAAUCUGGGGAUACUUGUUGAUGAUCCACAGACUGGUUCAUUUUUUUACCUUGCUCACAGACGUUUUGAAAAAAUUCCAGUUAUGGAAAAUGUGCAAAUUGUGAGUCAUUAGGCACACCUGGAAAAAAACAACAAUCACCAUUCCAUUUUCUAUCUUCUGGUUUAUUGACCCAAACUAUCAUUUCCACUCUGGGAACCAGACUUGCAGCACUGGAUGGAAGAAUGAGUCAUUAUCACCAUCAAGCCCCGCCGUCUCUCUAGACGAGGAGAGAUGUCUGCAGGGAAAACAUGGAGAGCAGUUUAUAGAUGGAACCUGAUUUUACUCCUUUCCUUUGAUGUGCAACACCUUUCAGUAUUUUCAUUUCCUUAUAAAGACACGAUGUUUCAGUUUAAUACAUUUUUUGCCAUUUGUUUGAAUGUUUUAUUAAAAUGAAGGAAAUGUUUAAGAUUCUUGUAAUAAAUGAGUAAUAGCUUCUCAGAUGUUAAUGGAGCAGAAAAGAAAUGAUCAAAACUCACGGCACUCUUUCAGUCUGUACCUGAUAAAUGCUUUUAUAGACUCAGCCAAAUAUCUUUUCCCAGUUUAUUUCCUCUUUUGCACUCUUGUCACAUGCUUUAUGUUAUCAGCUGUCGUUGAAUAUAGUAUUGCAUAUUGUAUUGAUGUCAAAUUGGAUGAACUAUAUUUUUUAUUUUUGUUUUAUGGUGACGGAGUCGAGACAUAUUUUCACAAUCAAGGUGUAAAAUCUGGACCUGAUGCUAUCAGGAUGAAUAUGGCUCAGAUUGUUAACAUGUACUUGUCUUUUUUUGUGUGUUUGUUUGUUUUUAGUUUUCAUAUACUUGGGUUCUGUGGUGAAGUUAUUGGUCAUCAUCUCACCUGAAGGUGAUUUUCUUCAUCUUAAAAAACCUUCAAAGCUCCAACAUGUCGCUGUGGUUCAUGCAAACACUCAGAACCCUCUAAAACUGUGCUUCCCUUCUCUUUGUGUGUGUGUGUGUGUGUGUGUGUGUGUGUGUGUUCAGGGUGUAGAGGAGCUCACAGGCUUGUUGUUUCUGAGUUUAUCAAAAUCUUUGACAAUAUAAAAGUUUCUCUCUUUGAAGUAGUCUGAAGAAAGGUGAGCUCAUCAGUUUUCCACUCAGUUCAUGAAUUUCCCGUAUCAUAUCACGAUGCAUAUGACCUCUGACUCCUUUGACAUGUCAAACAGAUCAUCUCUGUUUGACAUGUUCCCAUGUUAGGUUUGACAUGGCUGCUUUCAGCUCUUGUGAUGUUUGCAAUUGGUUGCUUGCAUACAGAGACAAUUUAAUAUCACAGGUUGAGAGUUUACAAGGUUUUUUUUUAGUGUUUGAUUGAACCACUGAUGGUGUCAGUUAGAAAUCUUCACUGAUUUGUUAAGACAUUAACUAAAGAGAGAUGAUCUGUUUGAUCAAAGUGAAGAUGUUUACAUGUUAACUGCUGCAGGUAAGAUGAUGACUGCUCAUUACCUCCUACAGAACCCCUCCUCAUGAAAUUUAAAGUGUUGUUAGAGGCAACCUUAGCUUUAUUAAGCAUAAUCAUCAGGAGUUUUUUCUGCUCUAACCCUCUGUUUUCACACUGAGCCUGAUGCUGCCAUGUGUCUCAGAUAACAACCCAUCGUGUGUGUGUGUGUGUUUCUCCUGUGUGUUUGUGUAAAGCAACAGACUACCUCUGCACAGGAAGACUAGAACCCAAAAGCAUGAGUCCCACUGUGGGUCGGUGGGUCAGACUGUUUCUGUUAACUCGUGUUCCUAUAAGCUGCGGGACAAAAUUAAAGCCUUCAUGUUUCAGA
Xiphophorus couchianus (Monterrey platyfish) is the source of this 3807-nucleotide messenger RNA. RefSeq names its product RFNG O-fucosylpeptide 3-beta-N-acetylglucosaminyltransferase (gene rfng). Gene Ontology annotation, biological process: pattern specification process. Lineage: Eukaryota; Metazoa; Chordata; Actinopteri; Cyprinodontiformes; Poeciliidae. The coding region runs from base 330 to 1499 and encodes 389 amino acids. The transcript has 9 exons. The record is from RefSeq and is a predicted model, not a curated record. Gene Ontology annotation, cellular component: Golgi membrane. Gene Ontology annotation, molecular function: O-fucosylpeptide 3-beta-N-acetylglucosaminyltransferase activity.